AUGCUUGCAGUUAGAAGAUCAUCCCUAAACAUACUGACAAAAGUAGUAAGAACAACUGCUCCAAGUACGGUAAGAGCCUUCUCUAUAACUGCUUAUAAGAAUGAUUUAUUACAAGAUCUAUACUUAAAGGAAUUGAAAAAUACAAAGUUUGAUAUGGCAUCUUUACAAUCUCCUGAAUCCAUUGCUGAAAAUGUUAUUCAAUUCUCAGCACCAGCUAAGCCAAAAGUACCAGUUUUAGAAGCUACUCAAAAGGAUACUUUACAAGAUUACAUUAAUGAAAACGUUGAAACUACAUUAGAUACAGCUGCAAACGCCGCUGCUGAAGAACAAGAUGUUGCUCAAGAUGAAGACUGGUUAGUUAUUGAAGAUGAGCCAGAAGAAUCUCACCAUUAA
This is a messenger RNA of Maudiozyma saulgeensis, 393 nucleotides long. Lineage: Eukaryota; Fungi; Ascomycota; Saccharomycetes; Saccharomycetales; Saccharomycetaceae. The record is from the annotation of a GenBank genome assembly.